CUCACUACCCUCCUUUGCUCCACGUUACUCAGAAUGAAGUUUUUUCCGGUGGUAGCAGCCCUGCUGCACGUUGUCCUCUCCGGUCACGUAGCAGUGAGAUUGCCUUACCUGAAUCCUGCAGGAGUGACGUACGUAGACAGUUACGCAGGACAUUCAGCACCCUUGGGUUACGCAGCUGCACCAGCACUGCAGCACGCACCUGCACCACUGGCCUACGGAGCUCAUCUUCAAUAUGCAGCCCCAGCAGCAAUUCCUGCGAGAUUGGAAGCUCAGCACGUUGGCUACGCAACUGCCCAAGUGCCAGCUGUAGCCGCUGUCCCCGUAGUCAAGCAUGUGCCAACUGUCUCCCACGUGCCAGUAACAAGGAUCCAAGCUCAGCACGCAGUCCUUCAGAAGCAGCUGGACGUUGUAAAGCCUGCAGUGUCCACCCGCAAAGUUGAGGUCCGUCGUCCAGCUAUCCAGAAGCAAUUCUACGAUAUCGAGGAACGUGUUAUCAUCAGACCAGCUGGUUCCGCCCUGGUUGAACUGGAUGAGCCAACUUCGAAACUGCAAAGAGGACCAGCCGUGAUCCAGCCUCUUGCAGACGCUGCACCAAUUUCCGUGACUCCUGUACCAGACUCUCAUCAAGUGAUUCCUGCUGGCGCCAUCUCUCACGCACCCCUGGCCCAGGGUCUGGUCCCCGUUGUUGCCCAUGCUCCCGUCCACGUGACCCCAGCACCGGUCUACGUUGCCUCUUCCACCCACGAGCCAUCUCACGUCUCUUCGACCCCCGCACCCAGCUUCGAGGACGAGUCCAUUGUCGUUGAGAAUCCCAACUUCCGCAGCAUCGAGCAACAGACUGAAGCUCACAGGCAGCAGGAGCAAAGCUACAACGAGCACAUCAAUACCCCCCGUGCUUCUCAGGCGAAUGCCAAGAUCGCAUCGGAGCCACGAGUCUACGCUCACUCGAACGGCGCUGCGCCCCUGGAAGCUGCAGCCCGUCUGGCAGCUCACGACCCUGCCCCAGCGGUAGUCGCCAGCGUUAGAAACAGCCCCGAGGAAAGCCACUCCAACCAGCACAAACUUAUUGAACUGCUUACUGCUCGUGGAGGAGUCGCUGAGGUCGGAUUUGGUCGCGAGGGACCCGCCUCCCGUGUAGGAGAUGCUGGCCACGUUCGUGCCCGCGUCCUCUCCGCCACUGCUGCUCCUGAAUUCGCAGAAGCUGCCGGCGAACGCGUGUCCACCCGUCGUGUUGUUGUAAGCCGACCCAUCGAGACCCUCCAGGAAUUCGACGUUGUCGAACCAGCUACAAAAGUUGAGAGGGUCUCUGUUCAAGAGCCCACUCUUAUCAAGACUGCCCACCUAGAACACGUGCAAGUUCAUGGUUCUGUUCCUGUAGUAGGCAAAGCCCUUGCACCAGCUGUCGCUCACGCUUCUGUUCCAGUCUACCAAAAGACCCUCUCCCCAGCUUACGAUUACUACCAUCAUUGAUUGUAAGAGGAUUUAUUGGAAACCGUGAACCUUGACCUUUGUUAACUACUUUCUCGAAUGAAGAAUCAUUGAACUCGCCGUAGGUCACGGGAUGUACAUAAUCAUACACGCUUGUCGAUUGAUCAAUAAAAGGAAUUAAACAUAUUUUUUUUUAAAUUCGUAAUUUUUGAAAACGCUGUAAACUGGCUUACAGACAAUUUCAAUUAGGGAGUAAUGAAUUUUUUGUAAAUGUUCGAAUUAUUCGUUUAUAUUAUGGUGAACUCCAAUUCGUAAUAUUUUUAUGUCUUUUUUUAUGGCAAUCUGCAUCCGUGUAGAAUGUAUUGGUUUCAACUAAUUAUGCACACGCACGAAGAAAAGCGACUAAAAUCUGGGACAAGGUCGAUAAUUAUGUCAGACUUGUAGUCGGUUUAUGUCCUAUUAAAAAUAUGCCUUUCACUCAAGUUAUUUUAAGGUAAAAACGCACUGCGCUGAAAUAGGUAUUAAUAUAUCGAAUACCGCAAGAAUUGAGUUUCAAAAUGAAAUAAUGACGUCUAUAAAAAAAUAUCAAGUACUUUGUAAAAGUAACAGAAGACCCCGAGACCUCGAUUGAUUCUUUAAAUAAAAAAAAAACUCUAACCUA
Messenger RNA from Cephus cinctus (wheat stem sawfly), 2089 nucleotides. RefSeq lists its product as uncharacterized. The coding region runs from base 34 to 1470 and encodes 478 amino acids. The transcript is spliced from 5 exons. The record is from RefSeq and is a predicted model, not a curated record. Lineage: Eukaryota; Metazoa; Arthropoda; Insecta; Hymenoptera; Cephidae.